This is a messenger RNA of Geosmithia morbida, 1548 nucleotides long. Its product is annotated as Plasma-membrane choline transporter. Gene Ontology annotation, biological process: transmembrane transport. The record is from RefSeq and is a predicted model, not a curated record. Gene Ontology annotation, molecular function: transmembrane transporter activity. Bases 1 to 1548 code for a protein of 515 amino acids. The transcript is spliced from 2 exons. Gene Ontology annotation, cellular component: plasma membrane. Lineage: Eukaryota; Fungi; Ascomycota; Sordariomycetes; Hypocreales; Bionectriaceae.
AUGGGUGAGGCCGACAGCUACUCCAAUGCCGAUCGCGGCAACAGCCACCAGAAAUAUUACCAGACGCCGCCGAAUCCUCCGCCUCAGCAGAACUUUGCACCGCAACCCACGUACCGGGCCGAGACGGGCGAGAAGCAAGGCUUUGAGCAGACCUUCAAGAUCGACAAGCCGAGAUGGAAUGAUCUGUGGGCGGGCAUCCUCUUCCUGCUCUUCUGUGCUGGCUUCGUGGCCGUCUCGGGCAUCGCCAUCCGUGGAUACGUGCAGAACUUCAACAUUAGCGGUGGGGGCAUCUACGAUGGGGCUGCCAGCUUCGCGCUCAACACCAACACUAUCAUACUCUUCGCCUUUGUCCUCGUCGUCGCCAUCGUUCUCGGCUAUGGGUACGUCUGGAUGGCGCGUCUGUUCCCCAAGCAGUUCAUCUGGGUCACGGGCAUCCUCAACAUCUGCUGGGCCAUCGGUACCGCCAUCUUCUACCUGUACAAGAGGUACUGGAGCGGCGGCAUCGUCUUCCUCAUCUUUGGCCUGUUCGUGGCCUUUUGCUUCUACACCUGGAUCCCACGCAUCCCCUUCUCCGCCCUGAUGCUGCGAACCGCCAUUGACGUCAGUAAGAGGUUCGGCCACGUCUACCUCGUCAGCUUCAUCGGUGGCUUCAUCGCCACGGCUUUCGGCGCCUGGUUCUCUGUCACCCUGGUCGCCAUUUACGCCAAGUAUCAGCCUUCCGGCGCCAACGCCGAGUGCAGCACCCAGGGCGAGUGCAGCAAGGCCAGGGUCAUCGGUCUCAUAGUCUUUGUCACCUUCACCAUGUACUGGUUCUCCGAGUGGCUGAAGAACACCAUCCACACCACCAUCGCCGGCGUCUACGGGUCGUGGUACUUUUGCCCCAACAGCUUCCCCAAGUCCGCCACCCGCGGUGCUGCCCGUCGCGCCCUCACCUACAGCUUCGGCUCCGUUGCUCUCGGCAGCCUCGUCGUUGCCAUCAUCCAGUUCCUCCGUCACUGCUGCUCCAUUGCCCGCAGUCAGGCCGGCACCGACGGUGGGGUGGGCGGCAUGAUUGGCUACGCCAUCUUCUGUAUCCUGGGCUGUCUGAUCGCCCUUCUCGAGUGGGCCGUCCAGUUCUUUAACCGAUAUGCCUUCUGCCAUAUUGCCCUAUACGGAAAGGCUUAUGUGCCUGCUGCCAAAGACACGUGGCACAUGAUCAAGGAUCGCGGUAUCGAUGCCCUAGUCAAUGACUGUCUAAUUGGACCCGUCCUCUCGUUUGGCGGCGUCUUUGUCGCCUACGUCUGCGCCCUCCUGGCCUAUCUGUACCUCAUCUUCACCAAACCAGCCUACAAUACCGACGGUGGCUUCACCCCCGUCGUGCUCGCCUUUUCCUUCCUGAUUGGCAUGCAGAUUGCCAACAUCUUCACCACGCCCCUCUCCAGUGGUAUCGAGACCAUCUUUGUGGGUAUGGGAUGGGACCCACAGGUCCUGGCACACGAGCACCCGGAGCUGUAUCAGAAGAUGGUGCAGGUGUAUCCCCGGGUAGAGACUAUCCUCCACCUCCGAUAG